Molecule: messenger RNA, 1491 nt
Organism: Cheilinus undulatus (humphead wrasse)
Lineage: Eukaryota; Metazoa; Chordata; Actinopteri; Labriformes; Labridae
Gene: c12h5orf24
Product: chromosome 12 C5orf24 homolog
Exons: 2
Coding region: 231-854 (207 amino acids)
Source: RefSeq, a predicted model, not a curated record
UCCAAACCUCUGGAGCUGGGAGAUAAAAACACGUCCAGCCGAAGCAUUAAACGCCUCGGUUACUUUCACAUCGAUAGAGCUGUGUGUGCUGGCGAAAGGUUAGCUAGCAGAUAUCCUGUGGUGACAAAUAAUUUUGGGAAAAAAUGGAUCGACUCACGCUUUGAGGGAUGAAAGAUCAUUUUUCUCCUUAACCCUUUCAACUCCGAGAUCUGCAAACAAUCGAGCAGAAGAUGAUGCGACAGGUGACAAGCAGUGACUUCUGCAUGAACAGCAGGCCGUCAUGCCUCGCAGAAGAUGGCCACCAUCCCACUCCCCACUUUGAACUGUGCACCUCCCAGCCCAACAAGUUCUACCCUCCUCCCCCUCCAUCAGCCCUACAGAUGACACUGGCUCCCAUGGCCUUGCCCACCCAAAGCCACAAGCCUAUGGUGUGCCAGAGACAGGAUGUGCUCGGGGGUGAUGCUCGCUCGCCUGGAAAAAUACCCGGCAUUAAAAACACAGAUCAAGCACCAGAUGACGGCAAAAAGAAGAGCAAGGCUGUAGGUAAGACGGGCAGACGUGGGAGGCCUUUGGGAACCACCAAGCUAGCUGGAUACAGGACCAGCACGGGGCGACCCCUUGGGACCACCAGAGCUGCAGGGUUCAAGACAAGCCCGGGAAGGCCGCUGGGUACGACUAGAGCGGCAGGGUAUAAGGUCAGCCCUGGGCGGCCUCCUGGCAGCAUCAAGGGCCUCUCUCGCCUCAACAAACUGGCUUAUGGUAGCACCUGCAGUGGGGCAGCUUUCCCCUACCCCAUCCCACACAAAGAGAUCCUCUGUGAACCGUCCUGCAAAGAGAAGACGGCUAAUGAGUAGACAUUUGACUCUGUCUCUAUUCAUCCUCCAAUAAGAGACGCAAGUGUACAGGUUUCCUGCCAGAUCCUGGGGUUGAUUGUGUGAUUUUUCCCAGACUGCUGCGAGGCAGUGAGGACGAGAUUUUCUAUUUUCGUGUUGGUGUCUUCUGUAUGCCUGCCACCUGAUAUAAUACUGUUAGUUUUCAGUGCUGCAGCUGGAGAUCAAAGUGAGUUAACUGUUUAAUUUCACUUUUUGGAGUCCAUAUACCAAGUAAAAAAAUGUUCCGGAUGUUUAUAAGCAAGGGGCUUUUAUUGUUCUAAAAACAGUUGUAAUUUUUCAUGACACAUUUAGUUUCAUUGUGCUUCAUGUAGCAUUUGAAAGAUCAAAACAUUCAUCUUUAUUUUUUAUUUUUUUGUUGUAAGGGACACGACCAUGAGAUGAUUAUGAGAUACAGCUGUGGGAAAUCUGCAUCCAAGGACAAACUUUACUUGAAUUUUCAUAUUAGCCAGAACAUUUUUGCUCCUGUUUUGCUCCUUAAACAGACACAACCCAAAGCAAGAGAGGAGAAAGACAAGGGACAAGCAGCAACACUUGCAACAGGGAGAUAUGUCUGAAAUUUUAAAAAAGGCUAUAUGUAGCACUUUUUAUGUGUCACAUU